GAUAAUGAAAAUAAAAAAAUACGAUUUGUCUGCGAUAUCACUUUGCGGUUGUGGUUUCCAUCCCUGGUGUGAGCGUAUGUGGCUUGGAGAUAGGGGCGCCUUCUCAACCCCGUGGGUUUACUCCGGGUACUCCAAUUUCCUUCUACAGAAAAGGCGCGUGCGCUAAGAUAAUGAAAAUGAAAAAAAUAAGAUUUGUCUGCGAUAUCACCUUCGGUGGAAGCGGACGUUAAAAACUAAGAACAACAACAACAACAGUCUCUCAGCGGUAAUGGUGGAACGCAGAGUUAAUCUAAUUUCUACGAGGCUUUGUGCAAGUAAACAUAGCUUUCAAGUGCACAAUUUUCAAUACAUAGCAUGAUAUCUUAAACUGAUAUAAGUAAUUCUACCAAAUAUAGCUAAGCAUAGGUAAUCAAAAUAAUUACUGAAAAGAUUUUUUUUACGGUAAUUCGAUUUACAUUUUAAGAGCGACGUUUCUAAUUGCGUACAAGACGGCAUUACCCCACGCAGGUGAAACCUGGCCAGGUAUCGCGUCACAUUAGCUAAAUCGAUUUUUUUGGCCAGCUCAAUUUUCGUCAAGCUCGUUCAGAUGUAAAUAAGUUUGUUGGCGAGAUUGUGGGUUAGGUUAAGGGUUAGGGUUGAGAUUAGCUCUAGCCCUGUUUACAUCUCGUGACCUUUGACCAAACUUGAAGUUGGCCUUAUCAAAAAGACCUAACCCUCGCUUCCCUUAAAGGAUUUGUUGUCCAGAUUUCAUGUAAUCGGGCGAGCAUUGAAUACUUUAAUUGUUGAAAUCGUGCGCCAUAUUGUAGCGGACAUUGAUUUACACGGCAUUUUGUCAACAUCUGUCAUCUAAAUAUUCGUGGAUAAAUUAAUUUUCACUUUUCUCGCGGUGAUACAUGUUAAGAAAUACGAAGGAUUUUAUCGCCACCCCAACUGUAAGAGAAGGACAAGAUGUUCAAGAAAACCCGAUUAAUUGUCGCCGUUGUAUCACUAGCUACUGUUCUAUACGCUAUAAAUAGUUGGCAACUAUUCGUCAAUAAUGAUAUAGAAAAAAGAGUGACAUUUAAUAAGCAUCCUUCCGCAGUGCACAAGAAUCAAAUCUUUUCCACACGUAAAUCGCUCCAGUAUGAAGAAAUGCAAAAUGCACUGGGCGAACCACAGCAACAGGUUACAUCGACUGAAUUAGAAUUCAACUCUUUCAAAAUUAAAAAUAUCAAUUGUGCCAAUGUUUUAAAGGGUGACGAAUCUGCAAUAACUGAGGCUAGAAAACAGCCUCGCAAUAUUCCCAGUUAUCAAACAUUGAUAAAGCACACAGAAAAUUGUGAUAUUUUUAAGCAAGUCUAUGGUUAUAACAAUAUUGUAAAUACAGAAGAAGAAAAACAAUUCCCCAUCGCUUUUAAUAUACUUUUAUAUAAGGACGUAGCUCAAGUUGAAAUACUUCUUCGUGCUAUUUAUAGACCACAAAAUUACUAUUGUUUACAUGUAGAUGGCUUUUCACCAGAUCAUGUUCACAAGGCAGCUAAAGCAUUAUCUGAUUGUUUUGAUAAUGUCUUCAUAGUUUCAAAAACAGAGAACGUAGUUUAUCAAAGUUUUCAGAGACUGCAAGCCGAUUUAAACUGUAUGGCAGAUCAUUUAGCUAAACCAGACUGGAAAUAUUUAAUAAAUCUUCCUAGUCAGGAAUUACCGUUAAAGACUAAUUUACAGAUUGUUAGAAUAUUGAAACUGCUCAACAACACAAAUCAAGUUGGUUGUCGACGAGGAAUUGGGAUUAUAAUGAAAAGGUUCCUUCAUAGAUAUGAGUAUAUAUAUGAAAAAAAUGGAACUUACAAAAUUGUCAAUACACACAUAAAAUAUAAGCUUCCGCCUCACCAUUUUCUGACGGCUAAAGGUACUGCAUAUGUUCUUUUAACCCACCAGUUCGUGGAAUAUGUCCUCACAAGUCAAAUCGCUAAAGAUGUGUUAGAUUGGUGUAGAGGAAUUCUCUCGCCUGAUGAGUAUUACUGGUCCAUGUUAAAUUUUAAUCAUCAUGUACAAGUUCCUGGAAGUGGGCAAGAAGCAUGCUUUAAUGUUACCGAGCUGUCAACGUAUGUAUCUUGGGCCAUUACCAAAACUCCCGAUGAAUGUCAUGGAAAAUGGUUGAGACAUAUUUGUGUUUUUAGUGCCAGAGAUUUGAAGAUGCUUGUAAAUCGAGCAGAAUUAUUUGCUAAUAAAUUUGAACUGGAGUACAGUUACACGGCAAUACAAUGUUUAUCCGAGUGGUUGCACAACCAAACACUUUCCCCACAAGCUAUUGAUACACAGUUUUAUAAACGACUGUAUCUGAAGAAGAUUACAUACCAGCUUGAUCCGUGGACCAAUUUAAAACAAAUUAAAUUUAAUGAAACAGUUUUGUGAAAAUCCUGACUUAACAUCUGCUAAACUGAACUACAAUAGACCAUUAACAAUGUGUUUUGCAUUAACGUUCUGACCGAUAGCAGUGGGGAUCGCGUCAUGGGUCACACAAACGGCUUUUGACAACAUAACGUCAGCCAUUCGAUUAACCAAUCAAUGUCGGUGUUUAAAGUUACAAUUACAUAUUUUCUAAGAAAGUCAAAACAUAAUUAUUUCUAUGUCUUUUGCUCAAUAGGUUGUCAACUCACUUUUAUACGAUCAUAGGUGUCAUUCUCACACUUAAAAAUCAUAACACCGGAAAUAAUACCACAAUUACCUCCCUUGUUUUCUAUUCCCCAACAGGGAGUAGCUAUCUUCAAACGUUUGAAUUUGAAGUUAAAAAUGAUAUUUUUGCCAAUGUCUCAACUGGCAAUAGUGAAUUAUAAGGAUUAAUAGUAUUAUUCUUUAAAAAGCUAGGACUGUUUAUAGAUACCAUCUAUUUUAGGGCGUUAUUUAAUACACAUAUACAACAUCUAAAUCAUAUGAAACACAAAGCUUUUCAGAAGACCCGUUAUUGGCCCUAUCUCGACACAAACUAGGUCAUUUCGGGACUAACAUAUAGUUUAAUUUUAUUUCAAUAUUUCGCUUGCGCGUAGGGGUCUUAAGCAGGGGGAGGACCUGGAGACAACCCACGAGGUUGGACUCUCCCGAUAUAAGCCUUGAGCCCUGAUCGAGCUGCAUUUCCCUGCGGUCUGGAACUGCCGGGUUAGUAUCAAUAUCUCAUUCAAAUGGACCCGUGGACACAUUGGCGUGCUCCCAGAGCAAACUUUCUCCUGGAACAAUGUAUGUCAUAUGCUGGCAGGCCAGUAGCUAGCGGGGGCAACCUUUUCCCGCCCCCCUAAAAAAAAUCGGCGUCUCCAGUAGGCGCCCUUUCCAUUGAUCGCAAUACGAAGCCAACUACCAACGUGCCCAUAUUAGUAUGGGCGCACCAUAAAGCCGAAUGACACUGGUUGGGCGCCCACGGCGAGAUUGGCAUACCGCAUACCGACGCCCGAAGAAAUCGACCAUAAGAGAUUGUAGGAAGUUUUCCAGGCCAAAUUCACGAUGGAGAUGGGAUUGAUUCAAUCCCGCACCAGGGGUGAUAAUCUUCAUUAUUCAUACAAGUCGCACCCUAAUCCGAAUCAGGCGUAAACCCUAUUUUCCAAAAUGUUCUGGGGGAAGAGACCCUAGACCGUUUUCCGAAUGGAUGCGCGGCGACGCUGCCGUGCGUCGUCAAGUGUAUGUACAUCGGCGCCCCCAGAAGCCCCAUCGGCGUCCCAAGAAGUCCUUGCCCCCCCCACCAUUUUUGGGCUAGCUGCGGGGCUGUGCCGGUCUUCAUUGGCCCAGUUGCUGUAGAAAAGUCACAAUACUUUAAAUACAGCUGAAUAGUUAAUUUCAAAUUGAGCAAAAAUUGUCUGCUUUAAAGAUUAUUAGUGUCAAAUCCCUUAAUACUUUAACCUAUGGUAUAGUCAUUCCCUUGUGCUGUUGGAUUAUAAUUCACUAUUACUAGUGAAUGUACUACUGAAUUCAAUAAUUUCAAAUAUUGCUGCAAUGCACCAGUAUAUCUGUUUCAAUACAUAAAAGUGAUUUUAACGACACGGGAACCCCGCCCCACCCCCAGAAAAAAAAAGAAAAAAAAAAAAAAAAAAAAAAAAGAAUUAACUUUUUAUUAUUUAUAUAUAUGUUCACCACGCAAUGUCAUUACAUCUUGUGAAACAAUAAAUAGUGAAUUAACAAAGUUAAUGAUCAAUAAAUUAUAAGCAAACCAGAAUAACAGAAGCUCUAUGAAACGAUUAGUAAACAGACCAUUACCAUACUGAUUACAUUUUACUUUUAUCGGUGGCUUAUGACACGCAGUUAAAUAUCAUACCACUAUUAUGAUUGUUUCCCUUUUAUGUACCGUUAAUUCAAUGAUCAAUAAAUCUGGGCGAUGAACCGGGUAAAACGUCAAUUAGUGUAACUGAUAUAAAGCAGAUAUGAAGUCUAUUCUCCGUUAUCACGCUUACAGGACGGGGAGUCGUAACAACCAUACAGUUUCAUUCUACGACGUAGCGGGCAGAUAGGAUUGGUUCUCCGAGGAACAAGCCAGAUUUAUUCUAUAACCAACGACGUACAAAUAAGACCGGUAGAUUAGUCCGACGACGGAAGUAUUAGAUUCCACGACAGAGAAAUUAGUUAUAACAAGCCGCAGAAUACAGUCUAUGAUAUAAAAGACGGGUUGCGGAUCGUGUCUGUGACGUAACAAGCGAUUAGGUUUACCACAUAACAGACAAGAUUGCUUCUACGACAUAGCACAUCGAUUGUUUCUCACGAAUAGCAAGUUGGUUGUUUCCAUGACGUAACAGACGGGUUGUUUGUAAGACGUAACUCACAAAACGGUUUCAGGGCAUCACCAAACAGUGAUUCAGCGGCGUAACAUAGUCACUGUGUAUGAAACGUAAUACCCUCUCCGGUUAUAAGGAGCAACGUACAGAUCGGUUCUGCACAAUCUAUAAGGCUUACAAUGUAAAUAGAAAUUAUUAUUGAAUUUAUUCUAAAUGUAUGGAAUAUAAUGAUUAUUUCUUCUUUUGUUUAUACUGCAAUCCAACCAAAUUUUGUUGAUCAGAACUUUAUCGAUCAACUACAUUUAUCUACAUUAUCCUAUUUAUGUUUACCGAUUGAUCUCUUGUACUUAUCGAUCAUGUUUACCGAUUGAUCUCUUGUACUUAUCGAUCAUGGGGGGG
This is a messenger RNA of Patella vulgata (common limpet), 5129 nucleotides long. Its product is annotated as beta-1,3-galactosyl-O-glycosyl-glycoprotein beta-1,6-N-acetylglucosaminyltransferase. Gene Ontology annotation, cellular component: membrane. The coding region runs from base 949 to 2391 and encodes 480 amino acids. The record is from RefSeq and is a predicted model, not a curated record. The transcript has 3 exons. NCBI's taxonomy places the organism in Eukaryota, Metazoa, Mollusca, Gastropoda, Patellidae. Gene Ontology annotation, molecular function: acetylglucosaminyltransferase activity.